This is a messenger RNA of Adineta ricciae, 807 nucleotides long. The record is from the annotation of a GenBank genome assembly. NCBI's taxonomy places the organism in Eukaryota, Metazoa, Rotifera, Eurotatoria, Adinetida, Adinetidae.
AUGUCGUCCGAAGAAAUUGAUACACAAGAAAGUACUAGCUCACUAAGUGAAGUGAGUUCUUUAGAUGAUGAUUUAGAUAACAUGCAUCUGGAAUCAGGAAGUUCCGUCGAAGCAAUGUCUGACGACGAGAUGGAUUCUAACAGCUGGAAUGAGAUAGAAUCAGAAUCGGAUGAAGAAUUUAUGGAAGACCAUGGACUCGUCGAAGAAGUAACUUCCGCUUCAGAAGAUAAUACAGUGCAUCCUAUCGAUUGUUAUCGACAUUUCAUCACAGACGAAAUUAUUGAUCUUAUGGUUCGUGAAACUAAUCGAUAUGCUGAGCAAUUUUUUCGAGCCCAUAACAUUACCAGUCGAUCCAAAUUUCGUCAAUGGAAACCAGCUACUGAUCAAGAGAUUCUCAAGUUUCUUGGAAUCGUUAUCCAAAUGGGGUUGGUACAAAUGCCGAAACUGAGCCAUUACUGGAGUAGCAGCCAGCUGUACGGAUCAGAGAUUAUUCGAAACUCUAUGCCGAGAGAGAGGUUCGAAUUGCUUCUCAAGUUUUGGCAUUUUUCGAACAACGUCAACAACAAUUCGAAUCAGGACAGGCUGUUCAAGUUGAGACCACUCUUGGAUUUACUGAAAGCCAGAUUUUCGUCAGUGUAUAUACCUGGUUCGGUUGUCACUAUCGAUGAAAGUAUGGUACCAUGGCAAGGCAGGCUUUCGUUCAAGCAAUAUAUUCCUGGAAAAGCGCACAAGUACGACGUCAAAAUUUACAAACUGGCGGCUACCAAUGGAUACACCUGGAAUUAUAUAAUCUAUACCGGUCAAUAA